AUGGCCGAGAAAGAUGCCCUCUCUGGGGAUCUUUUGCGAGUGGUUCGGCGUGCCCCUCACCGGCUGCGGCACGGUCCGGCCGCAGGCCAUGGUUGGGCUCGGGCAAGCGCUGGGUAUGCUAUGCUUCUCACCAACGGCGCAAUCUCGGCGCAGGAGGCGAUGUUGAUGGGCCUCGCGGACAGAUUCGUGUCAAGGGUCCGGACGCUGGAGGAGGGGAAGCGACCGGCAUCGCGGGGCGGCGUGGCAGCUUAG
Messenger RNA from Colletotrichum destructivum, 252 nucleotides. RefSeq lists its product as uncharacterized. The record is from RefSeq and is a predicted model, not a curated record. The coding region runs from base 1 to 252 and encodes 83 amino acids. Lineage: Eukaryota; Fungi; Ascomycota; Sordariomycetes; Glomerellales; Glomerellaceae. The transcript has a single exon.